AUGACUAUGCACAGCACCUCAUGGAAAUCCAAGGCGGCUGAUAAGCGGGCGAGCACGCUGUCGAAAAUCCCGCCGCAGUGGAGACUGAGACCAGAAGAUAUCGAGCGAGUUGCAAGGGAAAGGGAUUUGACAGGGCUCUUUAUACAGCAAUUCCUGAACGCCGAGGAGAUAUCCAUCGUAUCGAUGGACAGCUUGCCUCUCGUGGAUGCUAUCCGAGAAGGAACCCUCGCAGCAGUUCAGGUCACCACCGCGUUUUGCAAGACUGCAGCAAUUGCACAUCAAAUUAACAACUGCCUUCAUGAAAUCUUCUUCGACCAGUCGCUGGAGCGUGCGGCAUUCCUUGAUGAUUAUUAUUCGAAGCACAACGCAAGAAUUGGACCUCUCCACGGCCUCCCCGUAAGUCUGAAGAAUCAACUUCACGUCAAGGGCAAUCAUACUACUAUGGGUUAUAUCGGAUGGAUUGGCAGCAACCUUGGUAUCAAAGAUCCCAAUGAGAAGCAUCAGGUGCAACGUCAAAUCGUAAGUGGAGAGGGCGCUUUACAGGCACUUCGCGGCACCGCUCUCGGCCUGGGCACCGAUAUUGGCGGCUCUGUUCGCAUUCCAGCGGCAUUCAACAGCAUAUUCUCUCUGAAGCUGACCCCUGAGAGGAUACCCUACCGAGAAGUCGCAAACACCAAUCCUGGGCAGAACACCUAUCGCUCGACAGUAGGUUUUAGGAGCACCUCCCUCGGAGGAUUGGAGCUGGCACUCAAAUCGGUGCUUUCGACACAGCCAUGGCUGCGUGAUCCAGCAGUGGUUCCCAUUCCUUUCCGUCAGGAGAUAGUGGACGAGUACCUCUCUCGAGCGAAGUGGGAUGGAACAGCAAAAGCUUCUGGAUGUGCCCUUAAGCUUGGGAUCUUCUGGGCCGAUGGUAUUGUGACACCUCGGCCUCCCAUCACUCGCGGUCUUCAUGUGGUUGUUGAUGCAGUCAGAAAUGCAGGACACAAGGGAGUCAGUUGGGAGCCUCCCAACCUAACGACCGCCAAAGGAGUUCAUGUAUCUUUCCUCAAGGCUGACGGAGCCCAUGAUAUCCACGCCCAGCUUGAUCUGUCUGGCGAACCACUUAUUCCCGAUCUUGCCACUGCAUUCGGUCUCAAGCCGCCUAUGGGACUGCUGGAGUACCAAGAUUUGACCCUUCAAGGCCUCGAGUACGAGACCCAGUAUUCCGACUACUGGAAUCCAACUGCUGAGGAAGACGGCGAAUGUAUUGUCGACGCAGUCAUCAUGCCAGUGGCACCACACGCGGCCGUCAUCCCUGGAAAAUACUACCACACUGCUUGUACCGAAGCACUGAACCUGCUGAACUACAGCGCUGUAGUCAUUCCUAUUGCAAAGGCCGAUAAAAAUAUUGAUGUAUUCGACGAUAGUUACCAACCUUUGAACGCGACCGACAGAUUGAACUGGGAAGGAUGUAGGUUCCAUUUGUGGUCCGCCUUAGCUGUCAUCCAAGUAGCAUCCAAUGCAGAUGACCCUGAGAUCUAUGACGGAGCGCCUAUUGGUGUCCAGCUGGUAGAGAGAAAAUUCGAAGAAGAGAAAAUAUGGGCCAUUGCGAAAAUAGUCCAUGCCUCGAUGCGGAAGGAGCAAUAA
Cladophialophora bantiana CBS 173.52 is the source of this 1626-nucleotide messenger RNA. RefSeq lists its product as uncharacterized. The transcript has 7 exons. NCBI's taxonomy places the organism in Eukaryota, Fungi, Ascomycota, Eurotiomycetes, Chaetothyriales, Herpotrichiellaceae. The record is from RefSeq and is a predicted model, not a curated record. Bases 1 to 1626 code for a protein of 541 amino acids.